Punica granatum (pomegranate) is the source of this 3208-nucleotide messenger RNA. The record is from RefSeq and is a predicted model, not a curated record. NCBI's taxonomy places the organism in Eukaryota, Viridiplantae, Streptophyta, Magnoliopsida, Myrtales, Lythraceae.
GUUUUGGGCAAGUUUUACAUUGAGGUCCAAGCGUGAAAUUGACGCGCCCAUUUCGAGACCGGCAGCCGCCAUUGAAGCUGCUUCAGAGCUCUGCGUCCUCCAAUCACUGCCGACGCUUCUCUCCGCGCCGCGACCCAGCUAUGCCUGACGGUGAGGCAACGACCGUUACAUUGGGCGGCAAGGGUUCCGCCCUGGCUCCGUCUUCCGUGUUCGCAGUGGCAAAUGGGCUUGCGAAGGUGCGGGUCGAUUCAUCGGCCCACGAUCGCCUCGCCGCCAGUCGGAGCUCGCCGUCCGCUACUUACCAGAUUCCGUUUCCUUCCCAGUUCACUCCGGAGGAAUCCAGAGCUUCCCUCACUGUGCUCCUCAGUAAGCUCGUUCUCUCCGGUGCUUCAGGUACGCGUCCGGUCCUCCCAGAAUUGUUCUCCAGCUCAUUGAAUUCUAGGGAGAGUCUCGACUUCGGACAACUUGAUGUCACCGAGGAAGAACUGAGUAUAUUGGAGAAAUCAGAUACCAAUUUGCACGGUGUUUGCGCCCUGUUGGAUCACCAAUCGACUUUUUUGUCGAUGGUUGUGGAUGCGGUGGCUGCAUUGUCAUGCGAAGCCAUCAAGGCCGAUGUCUCAGUGUUCAAUUCAGUGGAUGCAGGUGAUGGCUUUACCCCCAAGGAUGAGAUAGGGGUUAGCAGUGACAUGAAGGUUUUGCUUAAUGGAUCUAAGCUGGUGGGUAAGGUCGAGGUCGAAGCAGUUCGCAGUAUUCUGAAAAUACAUGCGACUUUGAGAAAAGUGGUGAAGUCACUGCACUUAGAAAUGCGGGCUAAUUUGAACUCGGCUGUGAAAGUUGGAAAAGCCGGCUCGGGAAAGGAUGGAGCUGUGGUGGCAGGGGCGACUGCGCUGCUGCCGCUGGCCUCUGCGCUUCAGAGUGUGGGUGAGAGUAGUUUGUUGCGUACCAAAAUGAAUUUGGAUUUGAUUACUGCUGACUCUUUAAGAAGCAGUUUGGUGCAUAUGUUCGAGAGGCAGUGUAUUACUGCUGAUGAUUUGAGGGGCAAAUUCAAAGUUAUACUGGACACCCACUAUGGCAGGGAUUAUGAUAAUUUUGUGCACGAGGUGUAUGUCCUUUCUGGUUCUGUUUGGAAAAUAGUAGCUUGGGAGGCCGUGAGUGCAUUUGUUGCACUUGAAGGGGCCAAGCUGACAGGAAAGGAAACUGAAGGCGACGUGACUGGGGGGAAUGCACAAGUGGAUAAAAAGACCGAGAAGAAGAAGAAGAAGGUCGUUUUGGGGAAGGGGACUGCUGUUGUGGUGCACGUGAUUACUGACAUAUUGCAGAGAAUCGGAGGAAAUGCUGCUGAUAUAGUGGAGAAAUUUGUUGAGGAUCUUUUGUUAUUUUUUGACACGAAAGAUCAGCACUUUGAUGUCUUGUUGAAGACACUGCAAGACAUCCUAGAAAGCAAUGAAAGUAGAAGGCUGCCCAAGCUUCCCAAGGGUACUCGUGAUUUUGCGAAAGAGCAAAUGGCAAUAAGAGAGAAAGCGUUCUCUAUCAUUACAGAGGUUUUCAAGAAGCAUGGAGCAACUGCCCUUGAUACUCCUGUUUUUGAAUUGAGAGAGACUCUAAUGGGAAAGUACGGGGAGGACUCAAAGUUGAUUUAUGAUCUUGCUGAUCAGGGUGGAGAGCUUUGUUCCCUACGCUAUGACUUGACUGUCCCAUUCGCAAGAUAUAUGGCUAUGAAUGGUCUUACAUCAAUGAAAAGGUACCAAAUUGCUAAGGUGUACAGAAGGGACAACCCGUCAAAGGGAAGAUAUCGUGAGUUCUACCAAUGUGAUUUUGACAUUGCUGGUCCGUAUGCAAGAAUGCAACCAGAUUCAGAGGUCAUAAAGAUAAUGACUGAACUGCUUGAUAAACUGAACAUUGGAGAAUAUGAGGUGAAGUUAAAUCACCGAAAGCUACUCGAUGGGAUGCUGGAAAUAUGUGGAGUGCCUCCAGAAAAAUUCAGAACUAUCUGCUCAAGUGUUGACAAGUUAGACAAGCAGUCAUUUGACCAGAUUAGAAAGGAGAUGGUGGAGGAGAAGGGUUUAACUCCUGAGAUGGCAGAUGGAAUCGGUGAGUUUGUGAAGAAGAGGGGACGGCCUUUAGAGUUACUCUCAGAACUUCAGCAGAAGGGCAGCAAAUUUUUGGAGAAUGAAGGAUCUGUCCAAGCGCUGAACGACUUGGAGAUAUUGUUCAAAGCUCUUGACAAGGCAAAGUGCAUUGAUAAAGUUGUUUUUGAUUUGAGUCUCGCAAGAGGUCUUGAUUAUUACACCGGUGUUAUCUAUGAGGCUGUUUUUAAGGGCCUUACACAGGUUGGUUCAAUUGCUGCCGGUGGGCGAUAUGACGACCUCAUAGGAAUGUUUGGCUCAAAGCCGGUUCCAGCAGUUGGUGUCAGUCUAGGAAUUGAGAGAGUAUUUGCCAUAAUGGAGCAAAAUCAGAAAGACCAAAAUCAAACAAUUCGAGCAACCGAGACACAGGUUCUGGUGGGGUUCCUGGGAGAGGACUUGCCCCUGGGCACGGAAUUGGUGAACGAGUUCUGGGAGGCCAACGUGAAAGCCGAGCUCAUGCUCAACAAGCGAGUGAUGAAGCACAUUGACCAUGCCAAAGAUUCUAGGAUCCCCUACAUGGUACUCGUGGGCGAGAGGGAGCUGAGCGAAGGAGUGGUGAAACUGAAAGAUAUCGAGGCCGCCAAGGAAGAGGUCAUCCCGAGGACUCAAAUGGUUGAAGAAGUUAAGAAGCGCUUGUUAACUAUCAGAGAAGCCACCUUGUAAGCCGAUGGCCACUAUAUUCAACCGUCAUUACUAUAUAUUUGGCCGAAAUUAACACUGUACAUGGUGCUGCCAGUUCACAUAUAGCGCGCGAUACAGCACGUCCAGAUUACGGCAGAGUGAGUCAAUUAAGAUAGUUACAGGAAGUUCCAUUGGACAUGAUACAUACUUGCCGUGCAAGUCCGAAUUGCCGACUGAAUCUUGGUCAAAUUUUUACAACUUUGUGUGCUCCUGCUAGUUUGAAAGCGGUAUCAACCCGAAUAGCGGUAUCGUGUGUUUAACGUUUAACGUGUCUAAUUUUUGCUUACUUGUUCAGUAAAUUCUUUGUUAGGUAAGUCUUUUUUUUUAUGAUGAUACUUGACUUUUUGUUUCAGGGUUUUGCUUGCCUUGACCAUUGUUGAAACCUCGAGCAUCUUUUCCCC